AUGGCUCUGAGAGGUCUCGUAUCAUACUGGAUACUCCCAGUCAUCUCCAGCCUCGUCUGGCUGGGCAUGCUCCUGGGCCUCCUCCUCUACUGGGUCGUCGAUACGAACAGCGAGCAUUACUCUUAUAUGGAUAAGGGCGACAACAUUGCAUUCAUCAGCGACAUUGGUGCGGCCAAGCUGAAGCCCCUCUUCAUCGCCGGAUCGGCCGUCACGACCGUAUUCCUCGAUCUGUCGUUUGCCGCCGAGCGUCUACUGCGUCACAACGGACGGCUCGUGCCCAACACGACGAGGAAAGAAAAGAUUCUUUCAAUCCUGAGCAUCCUUUUUGCCAUCGUCGGCACGUGUGGAUUGAUCCUAUUGUCCAUUUUCGACACUCACCACCACCACCGAGCACACGACGUGUUCCUACUGCUGUUUAUUGCUGGAUAUAUCAUCUCCGCCAUCUUCAUCUGCGCCGAAUACUGGGUGCUGGGUCUAUAUAAUCGCCAUCACCGUAUCCUCCGCAUCUCAUUCUGGGUCAAGAUCACAUUCGUCAUCGUCGAGUUCGUUCUCGCCAUCAUUUUCGUCGCCACCAACUGGAGCAGCAACCAAAACGUUGCCGCCGUCUUUGAAUGGAUCAUUGCCUUUAUUUUCACCUUCUACAUCCUUUCCUUCGUCAUCGACUUGUUACCAGCCGUACGCACAAAAGAUCACACCAUGCGCUUCGUCAAGAACCUCAAGCACGACUUGGAAUCAUCAAACAGCCAAGACGGCAACAACAGCGUUCAGGGCGAGUACCACCAGAACGGCCAUGAGGAAGGUGUUACUCGAUACAACUUUUAA
This is a messenger RNA of Trichoderma asperellum CBS 433.97, 822 nucleotides long. RefSeq lists its product as uncharacterized. The record is from RefSeq and is a predicted model, not a curated record. Gene Ontology annotation, cellular component: plasma membrane. NCBI's taxonomy places the organism in Eukaryota, Fungi, Ascomycota, Sordariomycetes, Hypocreales, Hypocreaceae.